AUGAGUCCCCACGCCGCUGUCGGCUCCAGCGAGCCUCGCGAGCGUGGCAAGGCGACACCCGAGACGCUGAAGAUUGGAUGCAUUGCCAUGGUGCUCAAGGACGGCGUCGCACGCCGCGCCGAAAUUCUCAGUAUCCGUGACAAGAAGAGCGGGCGGCACUAUUACUGCAACUUUGACAACUUCAACAAGCGUCUCGACGAGUGGGUGCCGGUGACGCGCAUCGACUUUACGCAGGACGUCGAGUGGCCCAACCCGGAAAAGGACAAGCCCAAAGACGCCAAGAACAAGAAGACGACGGCCGCUGCACAAUCCAAAAAGGCCGCCAUCGCCAAAAAGACCGCCCAGAAGCGCCUCGGCAAGCGCGAGCAAAGUACGGCAUCCGAAGCCAGCACGCCACAUCCGUGGACAGAGUUUGUCGAGUCGCAGCACAAGGGCACCCCUGGUGGCGAGGACGGCUCGGAGGACAAGGCCACCGGCACAGACACGGGCGCUACAUCGACGCCAGCAGCGACGGGUGGAGCGUCCAGCGAGGAUGCGGCGGCGGUUGCCGCUGCCAAUGCCGAAGACGCGGCCAACGGCGAUACGAAUGCGGCGAUCCGCGCCGAAGCCGCCGCCAGCCUGGCUGCUGCGGAGGCUGGUGACAAGAGUUUCAGUCGCGAAGAGGAAGUCGAGAAGCUGCGGACGGGUGGCUCUAUGACGCACAACCCGGCCGAGAUCUCGCGUAUUCGAAACAUCUCCAAAGUGCAGUUCGGCAAGUUCGACCUGUACCCGUGGUAUUUCUCGCCGUACCCAGAGGCGUUUAGUAUGGAGGACGUGAUUUACAUUUGCGAGUUCUGCUUGGGCUACCACGGCGACCUCAAGUCCUACACGCGCCACCGUGCCAAGUGCACGCUGCAACACCCUCCCGGCAACGAGAUCUACCGCGACGACGACCUGUCCUUUUUCGAGAUUGACGGCCGUCGCCAGCGCACGUGGUGCCGCAACCUGUGCUUGCUGUCCAAAAUGUUUCUGGAUCACAAGACGCUCUACUACGACGUGGACCCGUUCUUGUUCUACGUCAUGACGCAGCGCGACGAAAAGGGCAUGCACCUCACGGGCUACUUUUCCAAGGAAAAGGAGAGCGCCGACAACUACAACGUGGCGUGCAUCAUGACCCUUCCACAGUUCCAGCGCCGUGGCUAUGGCCGCCUGCUUAUCCAGUUCUCGUAUGAGCUGUCCAAGAUUGAGGGCAAGCUGGGCUCGCCCGAAAAGCCACUGUCCGAUUUGGGUCUGCUGGGCUACCGGCAGUACUGGACCGAGAGCAUCAUCAACCUGCUGCAUGACUACAACGAGCGCGACGACCGGUGCAGCAUUGAGGCCAUUGCAACCACGCUGGCCAUGACGACACAGGAUGUCGAGCACACUCUGCAGGCGCUCAAGAUGCAGGUAUACCACAAGGGCGAACACAAGGUUGUCAUUCCGACCCGCUUGCUUGAGCAGCGCCAAGUCAUCAAGAAAAAGAACCGCCGUGUCAUUAUUCCGAGCCAAAUCCAGUGGAAGCCGCCUGUGUUUACGGCGGCGUCGCGUACCUGGGGAUGGUAA
This is a messenger RNA of Sporothrix brasiliensis 5110, 1581 nucleotides long. Its product is annotated as histone acetyltransferase HTATIP. Gene Ontology annotation, biological process: regulation of DNA-templated transcription. The record is from RefSeq and is a predicted model, not a curated record. Gene Ontology annotation, molecular function: histone acetyltransferase activity. The transcript has a single exon. Lineage: Eukaryota; Fungi; Ascomycota; Sordariomycetes; Ophiostomatales; Ophiostomataceae. Bases 1 to 1581 code for a protein of 526 amino acids.